UUGUGUUUUUCAAAGUAUAUCAAAAGUCGUUUAAGUGUUUCUUGAUAGAAAUUUUCGUCGAGCGUUUAGAUUGAAAUUAAAAUUAAACUUUCUACCUUAAGUAGAUAGUGUUGCAAGUGUAAAUUUUCUAAAAUGAAUGAAACAUUUACUGAGGGCGAGUCCAACGUAUUGCAAUGGCCGGACUAUCUUGUGAUCAGCGUAAUCAUGUCGAUCUCUAUCAUCAUUGGAAUCUACUAUCGGUUCAGCGGCGGUCGACAAAGUACAGCCGCGGAGUACUUUUCCGCGGACAACUCGAUGGGCGUCAUACCGCUAUCAAUCGCGAUGAUGGCCUGCCAGAUAUCGGCAAUCAGCAUGCUUGGAAUGAGCGGGGAAACUUACAUCCAUGGCAUGAUCCUUGUAUUAUUUUACUGCGGCGGCAUUUUCACCGUGCCAAUCAUUGCCUUUUGCUAUCUACCAGUCUUUUUCGAGUUGAAGGUCGUGAGCAUUUAUGAGUAUCUGGAAAAGCGAUUUGGAUUGUAUACGCGACUGCUUGUAAGCGGGGCUAACUUUACUGAGACGAUGCUACUAACUGGUGUGAUGCUUUACGCUCCUUCAUUAGCUCUCGAGGCUACCACGGGCUUGUCCAGCACUGCGAGCAUUUUGGUACUCGGCGUAGUUUGUACGUUUUACUCCACAAUCGGUGGAAUAAAGGCGGUCUUGAUCACCGAUAUUUUUCAAGGCUUGCUCAUGCUCUUUGCUCUCAGCGUUAUCAUUUUCAUCAUUGUUUUAAAUACCGAUGAUGGAUUCAGUGGCGUUUUGCAAAUCGCACAAGAGGGGAACCGUUUCGAUUUUUCUCAGAUAAGUUUGGAUCCAACCGUGCAAUAUACGUGGUGGAGUCUCUUAAUCGGCGGAGGAACAAUAGGUUUAGCGUAUCUUGCUGUGAAUCAAGUGCAAGUUCAACGUUUAAUGACCGUUAAAGACACAAAAACAGCCAUAAACGCUUUACUACUCUGUGGUCCUUUGAUCAUACUGGUUGGUGUUCUAACGUGCUUCACCGGAGUAACGUUUUACGUGGUCUACAAAGACUGCGAUCCCGUGAUUUCCGGAAAGAUCGAGACCUACGACAAGUUGCUGCCGUUUUACAGUACCGAGAGAUUGCCAACGGGAUUGGUCGGGUUCGUCGUUUCCGGCAUUUUUAGCGCUAGCUUGAGCACGAUCUCUGCUAUGAUGAACUCGCUCGCCGCGGUAGCCUUCGAGGAUUACGUAAAACCGCUCCAUCGAAAAUUUGGAAUAGAAUUUACUGAGAAGAGGGCUACGUUUACUGCCAAGGCUCUUACCGUUUUUAACGGUAUUCUUUGCUUGUUAUUAGCACUGCUAUCGAGUGUGAUGGGUCGUACGUUGAUCGCCAUCGCUUUUAGCAUUCACGGAGCGAUCGGUGGACCGAUUCUGGGUAUUUUUACUCUCGGAAUGUUCACUGAGGGUGCUAACGAAACGGGGACCAUUAUUGGCAUGAUCACGGCGUUGACCGUCUGCUUGUGGGCUGCUUUCGGGACGCCGAAGCCACACGUUCCGGAAUUGCCGGUAUCUGUCGAAGGUUGCGCAAAUUCCACAGCACUGAUGCUUGAACAACAGAUGCAAUUCAACAGCACUGUACAACUGGAUGAAUCGUCAUAUUUUUAUUUGUAUCGAAUCUCCUAUUUGUGGUAUAAUCUCAUGGGACUGAUCAUUACUUUAGUGAUAGGAUAUACGACGAGUUUUAUAGUACGACGUAUUCAACGCAAAAAUAUCAUUGAACACGAUCCAAGUUUGUUUGUGCCAUUUUUGGCCAGAAGGAUUAGACGACGACGCCAAGACGCACAAAAAACUGCGAACAGUCAGCUCUUUGUCUUAGAGCCUGUUAGAUGAUACUCAUAUAAUUAAAUAAUUCACAAUUAUUUGAGAACAGGCAUGUGUAACUUAUUCAAGUUGAGCGAUUAAAUUGACUUAAUGUUAAUCUAAUGUAAUGAUACUAUUAAAAUAAUCAAUUGACUGCAGAUA
Molecule: messenger RNA, 2016 nt
Organism: Linepithema humile (Argentine ant)
Lineage: Eukaryota; Metazoa; Arthropoda; Insecta; Hymenoptera; Formicidae
Product: putative sodium-dependent multivitamin transporter
Biological process (GO): sodium ion transport; transmembrane transport
Cellular component (GO): membrane
Molecular function (GO): symporter activity
Source: RefSeq, a predicted model, not a curated record